UAAACACACACACACACACACACAUUGUAAUGAGCGGCUCUUCCACGCGACCGCGCCUCAUGAAGCACGCGCACGCACAGUCACGUGACUCAGUCAAAAUGGCGGCGGGGCAACAGUGGGUGUUGGUAGAGAUGGUGCAAGCUUUUUACGAGGCUCCAGCAUAUCAUUUGAUUUUAGAAGGGAUCCUCAUUUUGUGGAUCAUCAGACUGCUGUUUUCCAAAACGUAUAAACUCCAGGAGAGAUCAGACCUCACAGAAAAGGAGAAAGAGGAGUUGAUUGAGGAGUGGCAGCCCGAGCCGCUGGUGCCCCCCGUGUCUAAAGACCAUCCUUCCCUCAACUAUGAUGUGGUCACGGGGCCUCCAAGCCACAAAAUCAUUGUGAAUGGGAAAGAGUGCAUUAACUUUGCCUCAUUUAACUUCCUGGGUCUGCUGGACAGCGAGCGUGUGAAGCUGAAGGCGUUGUUGUCGCUGAAGAAGUACGGCGUGGGGACGUGUGGACCGAGAGGCUUCUAUGGGACCUUCGAUGUUCAUCUGGAGUUAGAGGAGCGAUUGGCCAAGUUCAUGAGAACGGAGGAGGCCAUUAUCUACUCGUAUGGCUUCGCCACCAUCGCCAGUGCUAUCCCAGCGUACUCCAAGAGAGGAGACAUCAUCUUUGUAGACGAGGCGGCGUGUUUCUCCAUCCAGAAAGGCCUGCAGGCUUCACGCAGCUUCGUCAAACACUUCAAACACAACGAUAUGGAGGACCUGGAGCGGCUUCUGAAGGAGCAGGAGAUCGAAGAUCAGAAGAAUCCACGCAAGGCGAGAGUGAUCAGACGCUUCAUCGUAGUUGAGGGGCUCUACAUCAACACUGCAGAUAUCUGCCCACUACCUGACCUGGUGAAGCUGAAGUACAAAUAUAAAGUCCGGAUCUUUCUGGAGGAGAGCAUGUCUUUUGGAGUGCUUGGGGAACACGGAAGAGGAGUCACAGAGCAUUUUGGGGUCAACAUUGAUGAUAUCGACCUCAUAAGUGCCAACAUGGAGAAUGCGCUGGCGUCCAUCGGAGGCUUCUGCUGUGGACGAUCCUUCGUUAUUGAUCAUCAGCGUCUGUCGGGUCAGGGUUACUGUUUCUCAGCGUCUCUUCCACCCAUGCUGGCCUCUGCUGCUAUUGAAGCUCUCAACAUCAUGGAGGAAGAUCCAGGCAUUUUCAGGGUUCUGCAGGAUAAGUGCAAACACGUCCACAAAGCACUACAAGGGCAAGUCCAAUUUACUUCCUUUUUUCCACGAGAGAAAAGGGAAUGUUGA
Molecule: messenger RNA, 1280 nt
Organism: Cyprinus carpio (common carp)
Lineage: Eukaryota; Metazoa; Chordata; Actinopteri; Cypriniformes; Cyprinidae
Product: serine palmitoyltransferase 1
Exons: 13
Coding region: 30-1280 (416 amino acids)
Biological process (GO): ceramide biosynthetic process; sphingosine biosynthetic process
Cellular component (GO): endoplasmic reticulum
Molecular function (GO): pyridoxal phosphate binding; serine C-palmitoyltransferase activity
Source: RefSeq, a predicted model, not a curated record